GAGAGAGAGAGGGAGAGAGCGCGAGAGACAGAGGGAGGGACAGAGUAUUGCGUUCUCUCCGCUUGUCUUUUCAUAUUUAACUCUUUAAGUCGUUGUUGUUAUCACAGUCCCAGACGUCACCGCUAACUGGAAACACCAAAAACUCGUCUACAAUGGCUUGUUGUGCUGUAAUACGCCACUGAAGAAACGCCUGCCUCUAAUUGUAUUCGGCUUUAAAAGACCCUUCAGACCAUGAACUACGUGGGGCAGUUGGCGGGCCAGGUGUUCGUUCAGGUCAAAGAGCUGUACCGAGGCCUCAAUCCUGCCACCCUCUCAGGCUGCAUCGAUGUCAUUGUAGUGAAGCAGCCCGAUGGCUCCUUGCAGUGCUCGCCCUUCCAUGUCCGCUUCGGCAAAAUGGGCGUCCUCCGCUCUCGGGAAAAACUGGUGGACAUGACGAUCAAUGGAGAAGCGGUGGAUCUGCACAUGAAGCUCGGGGACAACGGAGAGGCAUUCUUUGUGCAAGAAAUGGAAAAUAAUCAGGAAGUGGUUCCAUCCUACCUGGCCACCUCACCCAUCAUGUCAGACGGAGCUUCACUCAUGAGCGCCGGCCUUCGAGCCUCGAGCUCCGGGCCACAGGUACAGACUCUGGGCUCCACGGGAGUCCACGGAGAGAAUGGCGGCGGAAUGAUGAAGAAGAGGAGGAAGAGGAGGAGGAAGGUUCGGGCGGACAGCUUGCGGCGGGAGGAGAGCGGAGACUACUCCGGAGACGAUGACAUGUUCACCAUAGACAUCAGCUCGGAUGAAGGCGCGGAGAUGGAGAACAACAGGUCUCGAGACGUCUUAAGAGACGAGACAACCGCUUGUUCAACCAGUGAUUCCUACAAACAGGCUGGCAUUUACACUCGCUCAGAUGGUGACUGGAGUCCAGUGCAGAGCCCAGGAAACUCACGUCCCACUUCCCCAAAGAGUGACUCGGAACUAAUGAACAAGCCGUCCGACAACCAGAAUCCAGCAAUGCACUGGGCGUGGGGAGAGCUGCCACAGGCUGCCAGGCCGUCCUUCCUCCCCGUGAAACCUGACCCUCCGCCAGUCUGUCCUGUGUCCAUCCCUCUUUCUGAAAGCACACAUUUCCGUGUGAUCACUCGCGAGACAUCCUCUGAGAUACCAGCCCUCAGACUGCUGAUGUUAGGGGAGACCACAGUCACGGAGGAGACGGUCAUCGCAGACGGGAUGGAGUCAGAAUCCACGAGGCUCGAGUCACACACGGUAACCUCACAGGCGCAGGUCAUGGCUGCGGAGAGCGUGGCUGCUCGUAUGAUGGCUGACAUGGAGGAGACACUGCAGCGCCCUCUUGGCAAGACUGACUCUCCGUCCAAGAGAAAAGACAAGAGGAGCCGCCAUCUUGGUUCUGACGGCGUUUACCUGGAUGACAUCACAGAGCUGGAGCCUGAGGUGGCAGCUCUUUACUUCCCCAAGAGCGACGGCGGUGCAACAGUGAGGAGCAUGUCCGACCUGGGCUUCCACAGCACCAGUAUGUCCCCACAGUCGCUCAGCUCCGGAGGAGACAGCGAAGUGGACAGCUCCUGUGACCCCAUGUCUGACCUGCCGUCUAUCGCCAUUUCUCUGUGUGGAGGACUCAGUGAAAAUAGGGAAAUCACUAAAGAGCAGUUUCAUGAGAAGAUCAUCUCCUAUCAGCAGUUCAUAGAGAACCCCGCCAUCAUCGACGACCCCAACCUAGUUGUUAAAAUGGGCUCCAAGUAUUAUAACUGGAGCACUGCAGCUCCACUUAUGCUGGCUAUGCAGGCCUUUCAGAAACCUCUGCCAAAGGCUACAGUGGAAAACAUCAUGCAGGAGAAGAUGCCCAAAAAAGGAGGGAGGUGGUGGUUCUCCUGGAGAGGCAGAAACAGCAGCACCAAAUCGAAUUCGAUGUCUGAAUGUGGGGCCUGUGGCUCCGUUGAGCAGGCUGUGAAUAUGACGAGCAGGCAUAAAGAAGAGACGUCCUCGAGUGAUGAAGACCACAGAGCCACCAGCCAGUCUUCUCCCGCUGUCCAAUCAGAGCCCGGGAUCGCACAAGGAGGCGUGUCUUAUAAGAAAACCCUGCGACUCACGUCAGAGCAGCUGAUGUCUCUCCAGCUGCAGGAGGGUCCUAACGAGGUCGUGUUCAGUGUGACGACUCAGUACCAGGGAACGUGUCGCUGUCAGGGAACCAUCUACCUCUGGAACUGGGACGACCGGAUCAUUAUCUCAGACAUAGAUGGAACCAUCACCAGGUCGGACACACUUGGACACAUCCUGCCCACGCUCGGGAAAGACUGGACCCACCAGGGUAUUGCACACCUUUAUCACAAAGUCAGCCAAAAUGGCUACAAGUUCCUGUACUGCUCCGCUCGAGCUAUCGGCAUGGCCGACAUGACCAGAGGUUACCUGCACUGGGUGAAUGAGAGAGGCACCAUGCUUCCUAUGGGCCCUGUGCUUCUGAGCCCCAGCAGCCUGUUUUCAGCUCUGCACAGGGAGGUCAUUGAGAAGAAACCAGAGAAGUUCAAGGUGGAGUGUCUCAAUGAUAUCAAGAACCUCUUCUACCCCAACACAGAGCCUUUCUAUGCAGCGUUUGGCAACAGACCAACGGACGUGUACGCCUACAAAGAAGUAGGCGUGCCGCUGAACAGGAUUUUUACUGUCAACCCCAAAGGCGAACUGGUGCAGGAGCACGCCAAGACCAACAUCUCAUCCUACGCACGCCUCGGCGAGGUGGUCGACCACGUGUUCCCUCUGAAGAUGCGUGCCUCGUCCUCAGAUUUCCCCUGCUCCGACACUUAUAGCCACUUCACGUACUGGAGGGAUCAGCUCCCCCGGGUGGCUCAUCAGGGAACUACACCUCCACACACUCCCGGCUCCAGGAGCUGACGACCUGUGAACCUGCUGAAUGACUGAGUGACAGACACAUGAGUGUAAUUUAUGAAUGUUUGUGACAGACAGGAGCACUUUUGUAGCUCGCAGUAGAGAGUCACCGCAGUCGGCCAUUCUGCUGUGAAUAGUCUUAUCAUGCACAAUAUAAUAUAUAAGAGCACUUUUAAUCGAAAAAGAUGGCAACGCUGUCAUCUGUUUGUAUAUGAGAGAUAAUCAUGAGAAUAUAUUCAGGCAGCUUAGCACGUAUAUAUUAUUUUUUUUGUGAGAGAUUGAGUGCACAUUUCAGUAGCUAGACUUCAAAUUGACAUACGCUCAUAGUUUCAUACUUAUAUGUAAGAGUGUAAGCGUGAGAGAACACGAUCAUACUGUGCAGACUGUGCCAAAUACAGAAUUUAUUUUCUUACUCAUAACCUUUGUCAUUAAAGACUGUUACAGAUUAUCGUCAAUCAGCACGAACAUGCAAGCGAAUAUAUGCAAGAUAGUUUAACUUUGUAGCGACGUACAGUACUGUAUAUAUUCUGUUUGACAGAAAUUAGUCAAGUCAGUAUUUAUUAUUCUGAGUGGCAGUAAAAAUGUAUCGAAUAAACAAGUAUCUAUGUAGUUUUGUUAGUUGACAGUUGUGAAUGACUAUUUAUUGCCGAGGAAAGAAAAUGUAAUAAGAAAGCGCGGUUAUCAAAUCAUGUUUUCAUCAGAAACGAAACCUCUGCGGUGCGCUGCAUUCCUAUAAUUUAUUUAUACGGAAAAACAAGCCGAUCGUCUCACCUGUGUCACGUGAUGAGCAACUGACUGAUGGGGAAAAUGUAGCUCAGCACUGGUUCUUUUCACCGCGUUGUAAUUGCCGUCCUCUGCAGAAUACGACUCAGAUCCAAAGCCCUGCUUUAAAAAAUCAUUAUCAGACUCCGACAGUGCAAGUUACAAUAUCACAGA
Molecule: messenger RNA, 3813 nt
Organism: Solea solea (common sole)
Lineage: Eukaryota; Metazoa; Chordata; Actinopteri; Pleuronectiformes; Soleidae
Gene: lpin1b
Product: lipin 1b
Exons: 20
Coding region: 232-2883 (883 amino acids)
Biological process (GO): fatty acid catabolic process; cellular response to insulin stimulus; positive regulation of transcription by RNA polymerase II
Cellular component (GO): nucleus; mitochondrial outer membrane
Molecular function (GO): phosphatidate phosphatase activity; transcription coactivator activity
Source: RefSeq, a predicted model, not a curated record